This is a messenger RNA of Eremothecium sinecaudum, 333 nucleotides long. RefSeq names its product HEL067Cp. Gene Ontology annotation, molecular function: SNAP receptor activity; syntaxin binding. Gene Ontology annotation, biological process: vesicle fusion; vesicle-mediated transport. Bases 1 to 333 code for a protein of 110 amino acids. Gene Ontology annotation, cellular component: SNARE complex; plasma membrane. NCBI's taxonomy places the organism in Eukaryota, Fungi, Ascomycota, Saccharomycetes, Saccharomycetales, Saccharomycetaceae. The record is from RefSeq and is a predicted model, not a curated record. The transcript is spliced from 2 exons.
AUGUCAUCAUCUGUUCCAUAUGAUUCAUACGUCCCUUUAGAGGGUUCUAAUGCGCAGUCAAAAACUGCCGCCUUACAGGCAGAAAUCGAUGAUACUGUUGGUAUUAUGAGAGAUAAUAUUAAUAAGGUGGCAGAGCGUGGGGAGAGGUUAACUUCGAUACAAGACAAGGCAGACAAUUUGGCCGUCUCUGCACAAGGUUUUAAAAGAGGCGCUAAUAGGGUAAGGAAGCAAAUGUGGUGGAAGGAUUUAAAGAUGCGUAUUUGUUUGCUAUUGGUUAUCCUUAUCUUGUUGAUUGUUAUAAUUGUUCCAAUUAUAGUUCACUUUAGUAAAUGA